AAGCUGCCGCCAGCUCCGAGGAACUCCGCGGGAAGACGACGCUCCGUCAGCGGCACAACCUUCGUCCCGUUCGAGCCUCACCGAACAAGAAGCGGUACCGAAGACCCACCGGGCCGAGCUGGACAAGAUGCCGGUCACAGAGAAGGAUCUGGCGGAGGACGCUCCGUGGAAGAAGAUCCAGCAGAACACGUUCACGCGCUGGAUCAACGAGCACCUGAAGUGCGUCAACAAGCGGAUCGUGGACCUGCAGCUGGACCUGGGCGACGGCCUGCGCCUCAUCGCCCUGCUGGAGGUCCUGAGCCAGAAGAAGAUGUUCAGAAAGUACCACAACAGGCCCAACUUCAGGCAGAUGAAGCUGGAGAACGUGUCGGUGGCGCUGGAGUUCCUGGACCGGGAGAACAUCAAGCUGGUCUCCAUAGACUCCAAAGCCAUCGUAGAUGGGAACCUGAAGCUGAUCCUGGGUCUGGUCUGGACUCUGAUCCUGCACUACUCCAUCUCCAUGCCCAUGUGGGAGGGAGAGGAUGAAGAGGCAGAGUCGAAGACGCCCAAACAGCGUCUGCUGGGCUGGAUCCAACACAAAGUUCCUGACCUGCCCAUCACCAACUUCAGCCAGGACUGGAGAAACGGGAGGGCCCUGGGAGCUCUGGUGGACAGCUGUGCACCAGGCUUGUGUCCAGACUGGGAGACCUGGGAUCCAGUAAAACCAGUGGAGAACGCUACAGAAGCCAUGCAGCUGGCUGACGAGUGGCUCGGCAUCCCGCAGGUGAUCGCUCCAGAGGAGAUCAUCGACCCCAGCGUGGACGAGCAGUCGGUCAUGACCUACCUGUCUCAGUUCCCCAAGGCCAAACUAAAGCCCGGGGCUCCUCUCAAACCCAAACUCAACCCCAAGAAGGCCCGAGCCUACGGACCCGGUAAAUGUGGGUAAAGGAAGUCACCCCGACAUGGUGAAGGUGUUCGGUCCCGGAGUGGAGAGGAGUGGACUGAAGGCCAACGAGCCCACACACUUCACCGUGGACUGUUCAGGAGCCGGAGACGGUGACAUCAGUGUGGGGAUUAAGUGGGACUCCACCACCGUGAGCGACCAAGAGGCCGACGUGGACUUCGACAUCAUCCCCAACGCCAACGACACGUUCACGGUUAAAUACGUCCCCCCGGCUGCCGGAAAACUCACGGUUAAAGUCCUGUUCACCGACAAGGAAGUUCAACACAGUCCCUUCAUUGUAAAAGUGGAUCCGUCCCACGAUGCGUCCAAGGUCAAGGCUGACGGUCCAGGACUCGCUCGCACCGGUGUGGAGAGCGGGAAGCCGACCCAUUUCACCGUGGUGACCAAAGGAGCUGGGAAAGCACCGUUGGACGUUUCCUUCUCCUCUCCCGUCAAAGACUUCGACAUCAUCGACAACUACGACUACUCUCAGACCGUGAAGUACACACCUGCACAGCAGGGGGAGAUGGACGUCGUGGUGAAGUUUGGAGGAGAUCCGAUUUCCAGGAGUCCCUUCACGGUUGGUGUCGCUGCUCCGAUGGACCUCAGCAAAGUCGUCGUGGAUAAUCUGGAUGGAAGGGUGGAGGUCGACGAGGAGCAGCAGUUUGAGGUGAACGCUAAAGGUGCGGGAGGUCAGGGUCACCUGGAGGUGGAGGUGCUGAGCCCCAGCCAGCGGGCGGUGCCGUGUAACGUGGCGCCUCGGCCCGGUAAAACGGACGUCAGCGUGGUCCGUUACACCCCGACAGAGGAGGGGGUGCACUCUGUGAACGUGUCCUACGAUGGACACCCAGUACCCGGGAGCCCCUUCCCAGUGGAGGCCCACCUGCCUCCAGAUCCCAGCAAGGUGAAGGCUUCCGGGCCCGGACUGAAGGGAGGUUUGGUUGGGAACCCGGCAGAGUUCACCAUCGACACCAAAGGUGCCGGCACCGGAGGUCUGGGUCUGACGGUGGAGGGGCCGACGGAGGCCAAGAUCGAGUGUUCGGAUAACGGAGACGGGACCUGCUCCGUGUCCUACCUGCCCACCGAGCCCGGAGACUACCUGGUGAACAUCCUCUUCGAAAACGUCCACAUCCCCGGCUCGCCGUUCAGAGCCGACAUCCAGAUGCCCUUUGACCCUUCCAAGGUGGUGGCGUCAGGGUCCGGCCUGAAGAGGGCAAAGGUUGGAGAAAUCAGUGUUUUGAAUGUGGACUGCUCUCAAGCUGGACCAGGUCAGCUCAGCCUGGAAGCGGUACCAGACUCCUCCCCAACCAGCCCUACUGGUUCUGGACUGGGCUCAGGUCUGAAAGCAAAGACGGAGGUUGUGGACAACAAAGACGGGACCUACACGGUGACCUACGUCCCCCUGACCUCCGGCAUGUACACCCUGAUGCUGAAGUAUGGAGGCAAAGCCGUCCCCGGUUUCCCCGCCAAGGUGGUGGUGGAUCCUGCCGUCGACACCUCCAAAAUCAAAGUGUUUGGACCCGGCGUGGACGGAGAAGACGUUUUCAGAGAAGCCACCACGGACUUCUCGGUGGACGCCCGUGCUCUGAGCCGGAGAGGAGGAGACCACGUGAAGGCAAAGAUCAGGAACCCAUCCGGGGCCCUGACUGACUGCAAGGUCGUGGACAACGCAGACGGGACCUACAGCGUCGAGUACACCCCCUAUGAGAACGGCGUCCACAGCGUUGAAGUUCUUUUUGACGACACUCCGGUUCCCAAGAGUCCCUUCAGGGUUUCUGUGGAUGAGGGGUGUGACCCCAGCAGGGUGGUGGCUACUGGCCCCGGGCUCCAAAAAGCCCUGACGGAGCAGCCAAACCACUUCAACAUCAUAACAAGAGGGGCAGGAAUCGGCGGCCUCGGCAUCACCGUAGAGGGUCCGUCCGAAUCUAAAAUGUUCUGCAAAGACAACAAAGAUGGCAGCUGCAGCGUCGAGUACGUUCCCUUCACGCCGGGCCUGUACGACGUCAACAUCACCUACGGAGGAGCGCACAUCCCAGGAAGUCCCUUUAAGGUGCCGGUGAAGGACGUGGUGGACUCCAGUAAGGUGAAAGUGUCGGGCCCUGGCGUGGGCUCCGGGGUCAGAGCAAAUAUCCCACAAUCCUUCACUGUGGACUGCAGGAAGGCUGGCGAGGCCCCGCUGGCCGUGGCUGUCGCGGCUCCCAAAGGAGUCGCGACGCCGGUGGAGGUGACGGACAACGGAGACGGGACUCACACGGCGUGCUACACUCCGUCUGUUGAGGGACUGUACUCCGUGUCCGUCAAGUACGCCGACGAGGACGUCCCCCGCAGUCCCUUCAAGUUCAGAGUUCUUCCGACUCACGAUGCCAGUAAAGUGCGAGCCAGCGGCCCCGGGCUGACCAGCGGCGUCCCCGCGAGCUUCCCCGUCGAGUUCAACAUCGACGCCAGUGACGCCGGUCAGGGCCAGCUGAGCGUGCAGAUCACGGAUCCAGAUGGAAAACCGAAGCAGCCCAGCAUCCACAACAACGGUGACGGUACCUACACCGUGGUCUACAUCCCCGACCGCGCCGGCCGCUACACCAUCGUCAUAAAAUACGGCGGUGACGACAUUCCUGCGUCGCCCUACAGAGUCCGUGCCACGGCAACCGGAGACGCCAGCAAGUGCACGGUCACAGGUCCUGGUGUUGGUCCAACCGUGACCAUCGGCGAGGAGCUGGGCCUGAUGGUGAACACAAAGGGUGCUGGGAAGGGAAAGGUGAGCUGCGUGGUGGUUCAGCCCGACGGGAGCGAGGUGGAGGCCGAGGUCAUGGAGAACGAGGACGGCACCUUCGACAUCUUCUACACCGCGCCCGAGCCCGGCAAUUACGUCAUCUACGUCCGCUUCGGAGGAGAAAACGUCCCGCGCAGCCCCUUCAAAGUCAUGGCUACAGACGAACUACCCAUCAUGCAACAGCAGAUGUCUCCACAGAAACAGGCCACUCCCCCUGGAGCUGGCUUCCAACCAUGGGUGACGUCAGAAAACUACAAAUCAGUCGGUGGCAGCGUGAACGGCAGCGGCUUCCGACCGUUCGACAUGGUGAUACCGUUCUCCUUCAGGAAGGGAGAGAUCACAGGUGAGGUGCUGAUGCCUUCAGGUAAACCUGCUCAGCCUCUGAUCACAGACAACCUGGACGGGACGGUGACGGUGCAGUACGCCCCCACGGAGGCCGGCCUGCACGAGAUGCACAUCAAAUAUAAUGGCACGCACAUCCCAGAGUCUCCCCUUCAGUUCUACGUGAACCACGCCAGCAGUCCAAAUGUGACGGCCUACGGUCCCGGACUGAGCUACGGCGUCGCCAACAAGCUGUCGACCUUCACCGUCUUCACAGACGAAGCUUCUGAAGGAGGUCUGGACUUGGCCAUCGAGGGUCCGUCCAAAGCCGAGAUCAGCUGCGUGGACAACAAAGACGGGACGUGCAGCGUCAGCUACCUGCCGACGCUCCCGGGAGAUUACAACAUCCUGGUCAAAUACAACGAGGAGCACAUCGCCGGCAGCCCCUUCAACGCCAAAAUAAUUGAGGACAACCAGCGCCGCUCUCAGGUCAAACUGGGCUCGGCGGCAGAUUUCUCUCUGGACAUCCACGAGAGCGACCUCAGCGUGUUGACCGCCAGCAUCAGGGCGCCGUCGGGACGCGACGAGCCCUGCCUGCUGAAGAGGAUGGCCAACAACCACAUCGGUAUCUCCUUCAUCCCCCGGGAGGUGGGCGAGCAUGUGGUCAGCAUCCUGAAAAAUGGUCGACAUGUCCCCAACAGUCCCAUCACCAUCAUGGUGGUCCAGUCAGAAAUCGGCGACUCCACGCGGGUUAAAGCUCACGGCGACGGCCUCGUUCAGGGCACCACCUUCACCGACGCCAGCUUCGUGGUGGACACGCAGGACGCCGGUUAUGGUGGUCUGGCUCUGGCCAUCGAAGGUCCCAGUAAAGUGGACAUCCAGACCAAAGACCUGGAGGACGGGACCUGCGAAGUCACCUACUGCCCAACAGAACCGGGGAACUACAUCGUCUCCAUCCGCUUCGCUGAGGAACACAUCCCAGGAAGUCCGUUCACGGUGCGGGUGACUGGCGAGGGUCGCAUACGUGAGAGCAUCACCCGUCGGCAGAAGGCGGCGUCGAUUGCGAGCAUCGGGAGCGUGUGUGACCUGAACCUGAAGAUACCAGCCAUGGACAUGCAGGACAUCACAGCAGAGGUUACGUCACCGUCCGGGUCCAGGAGGCCGGCUGAGCUGGUCGCCGCUGGCAACGACACGUACUACGUGCGGUUUGUGCCUACGGAGAUGGGCGUGCACAGCGUGAGCGUGAGGUACAGGGGCGUGCACGUGCCAGGCAGCCCCUUCCAGUUCACCGUGGGACCGCUGGGAGAGGGAGGUCCUGACAAAGUGAGAGCAGGAGGUCCAGGACUGGAGGGAGCUCUGGCAGGAGAACCAGCUGAGUUCAGCAUCUGGACGAGGGAGGCGGGCGCUGGUGGUCUGUCCGUGGCGGUGGAGGGGCCCAGCAGGGCGGAGAUCUCGUUUGACGACCGGAAAGACGGUUCCUGCGGCAUCUCUUACAUAGCUCAGGAGCCCGGUGAUUAUGAGAUUUCUGUGAAGUUUAACGAGCAGCACAUCCCUGAUAGCCCCUACCUGGUUCCUGUUGUCGCUCCGAUAAACGACGCCCGGCGCCUCUCUGUUGCCGGCCUUCAGGAGUCUGGUCUUAAGGUGAAUCACCCAGCAUCCUUUGCGGUGCGUCUGAACGGAGCGCAGGGCAAGAUGGAGGCCAAGGUCCACAGUCCAUCUGGAGCUCUGGAGGAGUGUGUCGUCACAGAGCUGGAGAGAGACAAGUACGCUGUUCGCUUCAUCCCCAGGGAGAACGGCGUCCAUACCAUCCACGUGAAAUUCAACGGUUCUCACAUCCCAGGAAGUCCUUUCCAGGUUCGAGUUGGAGAACCAGGACAGACCGGAGAGCCUGGUCUGGUUUCAGCAUAUGGGGCAGGGCUGGAGAGGGGCACCACAGGUGCCCAGUCAGAGUUCAUCAUUAACAACACCAAGGCGGGUCCAGGAACUCUGGCCGUGACCGUCGAGGGCCCGUCUAAAGUGAAACUGGACUGCCAGGAGGUUCCAGAAGGUUACAAAGUACUCUACACGCCCAUGGCACCUGGAAACUACCUGGUCAGCAUCAAAUAUGGAGGACCAAACCACAUCGCCGGGAGUCCCUUCAAGGCCCGAGUCACAGGUCCUCGGCUGGUGAGCGUAACAAACGCGAGUGAGACGUCGAUGCUGACCCUGGACGCGCCUGUACGGGGGAGCAGCAGCAGCUUCGUGCACAGCGCCAUGCCCAGACUGGGAGACUCGGACGCCAGCAAGGUGCUGAGCCGAGGAACGGGCCUCAACAGGGCCUUCGUGGACCAGAGGAGCAGCUUCUCUCUGGACUGCAGCAAAGCUGGUAAGAACAUGCUGCUGGUGGGCGUGCACGGCCCCCAGGUCCCCUGUGAAGAGGUUCUGGUCAAACAUUUGGGCAACCUGCAGUACAACGUCAGUUACCUGCUGAAGGAGCGGGGCAGUUACGUCCUGGUGGUGAAGUGGGGCGACGAUCACAUCCCAGGGUCUCCGUUUAACGUCACCGUCCCGUGAUAACAAGACAAGCAGCCGUUCCUCCUGCAUCGUUGUUCAUCCCUGUUGAGUUCAUCAAGUUUGAAGAGCACCAGUGGGGUCUGAUGAUUUAGUUCCUGCUGCCCUGAAACCAUCAGCUCAGUCCGUUUGCGCUCGCUAGAUUCUGUUCCACUGAUUGAUGAAAAUCUUUAAGUUUCAAAAAAAAAUGUUAAACAAUAUUUGGAAAAAAUUCACAAUAUAAGAAAAUGAACGUAGAUGAUGACUGGAAUAACGUUACACUUUAGAUGAACAGUGCCAGGAACAAAGUAAGACACGUUUCAUCGUGGAGUUCUGCAGUUCGAAUCUUCUCCUGGUUGGCCAGUUGCCAGAAGAAACAGCCAAUAAAAAAUAAAUCUGUGCUUGAAUGUUUUCUCAGCUAAAGUGUGAAUUAAAGACGAGUCAGCAUCUCUGUAAACAGAAAAAACUGGAGUUCAUCGUUUCAUUCCAGCAGCAAAUAUCAAAGUUUGCGCAGCUGCUGAUCGUUCGUUGCUCUUCAUCUCCCAGAAUUCCUCACUCCUCUGCCUUCAAACUGCUGUUUCCUGCACUGCACAACAGAAUACUUGAUGUGUUGGAGUUCUGGGGCUUGGGAUCGUAUCGCACGACCCGAUCUGACUUUACGGCUCGGUUCUGAUCCGUUUCUGUUCAGAUUAGAUGAUCCAGCUGAAGUUGCUGAAGCGAUGACUCUGAGCUCAGUUCGUGUGUAAACGAUGAAGAACUCUACAGGAGUCUCUUUCUGUCCUUCGUGUUGUUGCCUCUCUGCUACUGCUGCGUACACUUUGAUACUUUUUAACAUGAGGGGUUUUGUGCUGGGGGUGGGAGAAGUCUUGUUUUGCAUCAGGCAGUAAGUGUCUUAAUAUGAAACCAAGUCCUGAUGUACUGUACAUUUUAACGAUGAAAUAAACUGGAAUGUAGAAUA
This is a messenger RNA of Nematolebias whitei (Rio pearlfish), 7497 nucleotides long. RefSeq names its product filamin-B. Lineage: Eukaryota; Metazoa; Chordata; Actinopteri; Cyprinodontiformes; Rivulidae. Gene Ontology annotation, molecular function: actin filament binding. The record is from RefSeq and is a predicted model, not a curated record. Gene Ontology annotation, biological process: actin cytoskeleton organization.